GCGAGUGCGCUCACCAAAAGCAAGCCCUUUCCUUUCUCUGGCCACCUCCAAACUUUUCACUAGCUGAAUCUACAUUUUGUACAAAUCUUUUAUUGCCUUUUUACCACGGCUGAAAGCGCGUAUACACAUACCACCAAGGCUUUGAAAUAAGAAAAGAAAUAUGUCGGUUGUCGGAUUUGACGUCGGAAACCUCCAGUCGGUUAUUGCGGUGGCGCGUAACCGCGGUAUCGAUAUUGUGGCUAACGAGGUGUCGAACCGGGCUACUCCCAGCAUGGUGUCGUUUGGCAGCAAGCAGCGGUACAUUGGCGAGAGCGCAAAGAACCAGGAGAUGAGCAACUUCAAGAACACGGUGAUCGGGCUCAAGCGCCUGAUUGGGCGGUCGUUCAACGACCCUGAGGUUGCAGAGUUUGAGCAGCAGUUCAUCGGGGGCAAGCUGUGCGACGUUAACGGCGAGGUUGGUGUCGAGGUGAGCUACCUGGACGAGGUGACCAAGGUGAGCGCGACCCAGCUGUAUGCGAUGUAUCUGGGCAAGCUGCGCGACAUCACGGCGAAGGAGCUGAACGGCUCAGUCUCCGAUGUUGUGAUCUCGGUGCCGGGCUGGUACACCGACCGCCAGCGCCGUGCUGUGCUGCAGGCGAGCAAGAUUGCCGGGCUGAACCCGCUGCGGCUGAUCAACGACAACGCGGCGGCGGCGCUGGGAUAUGGCAUCACCAAGACGGACCUGCCCGAGGACAAGGCGCGCAACGUUGUUUUUGUGGACCUGGGCCACAGCUCGUUCUCGGUGUCGGUUGUUGCCUUCAAGAAGGGCGAGCUGACGGUCAAGGCUGUUGCGUACGACCGCAACGUUGGUGGCCGCAACUUUGACAAGGCGCUGCUGGACCACUUUGUGCAGGUGUUCAACGAGAAGUACAAGAUCGAUGUGCGCACCAAGGACAAGGCGAUGGUGCGCCUGCUGGCGGCGUGCGAGAAGCUGAAGAAGAUUCUGUCGGCCAAUGCAUCGGCGCCGAUCACGGUCGAGAACCUGAUGAACGACAUUGACGCCAGCGCCAUGUACUCGCGUGACGAGUUCGUGGAGCUGAUUGAGCCGCUGCUGCAGCGCCUGGAGGCCCCGAUCAAGCAGGCGAUCAGCGACGCGAACCUGUCGGCGGACGAGAUCCACUCGAUCGAGCUGGUGGGCGGCUCGAUCCGUAUCCCGGCGGUGAAGAAGCGCCUGACUGACUUCUUUGGCCGCGAGCUGUCCUACACGCUCAACCAGGACGAGGCAGUUGCUCGCGGCUGCGCGUUCCAGUGCGCGAUUGCGUCGCCGGUGUUCCGGGUGCGUGACUUUGCCAUCCACGACGUCACAGCGCACCCGAUCCGGUUCCAGUGGGAGGCGUCGCAGGGCAGCGACGACACGCAGCUGGAUGUGUUUGGGCGGUACAACACGAUCCCCAGCACCAAGAUGCUGACGUUCUACCGCAAGCAGCCGUUCACGAUCGAGGCGUACUAUGCCGACCCGGCUCACCUGCCGCAGGGCACCAACCCGUGGAUCGCGCGGUUCGACGUCAAGAACGUCGAGGCGACGGCGACGGGCGAUCUGUCGACGAUCAAGGUCAAGGCGCGGCUGGACCAGAGCGGCGUGCUGAACAUCACCAGUGCGUACACGGUCGAGGAGAUUGAGGUUGAGGAGCCGGUGCCGCAGGCGGAGCCCAAGGAGGGCGAGGAGGCGGCGGCUCCCGAGAUGCGCAAGGUGAAGAAGCUGCAGAAGAAGGCGGAUCUGCCGGUGUCGCAGGCGUCGCAGUGCCUGGACAACGAGACGCUGACAGCGCUGGCCAAGAAGGAGCAGGAGAUGCACAAGACGGACGCGCUUGUGUUUGAGACGGAGCACGCCAAGAACUCGCUGGAGGAGUACAUCUACGAGAUCCGCGGCAAGGUCGAGGGCGACUGCUCGGCGUACGUGGACCCGAGCGAGCGCGACGGGUUCCUGUCGCGGCUGAUGGAGGCCGAGGACUGGCUGUACGAGGACGGCGAGGACACGACCAAGGCGGCCUAUGUGGAGAAGCUGGCGACGCUGAAGGCUGUCGGCGAUCCGAUUGUGGAGCGGUCGCGCGAGGACCGCGAGCGGCCGGUGGCGGCGCGCGAGCUGCGCGAAAUCAUCGAGCAGUGGGCCGAGCGCGCGAUGUCGCAGGAGGAGCGGUAUGCGCACAUCACCGAGGAGGAGCGCCAGCGGGUGAUUGACCGCAUCGAGAAGGUGCAGAACUGGCUGGACGAGAAGCUGGAGAAGCAGAGCCUCAAGAAGAAGUGGGAGGCGCCGGUUGUGUUUGCGCACGAGAUCCGCACGCAGAAGCAGGAGCUGGUGUACUUUGCCAGCCCGAUCAUGUCGCGGCCCAAGCCCAAGGAGGAGCCCAAGCCCGAGGAGCAGGCGGCAGCGGGCUCUGGCACGGCCACGCCCAACCCGGCCGAGGAGAAGCCGGACCAAGCCCGCCGAGGAGAUGGACGUCGACUAAAUUUUCAUUGUUCCCACCCCAAGAAACGAAUAGAACCUUCCUCUCUUUUUUCCGCUUUCUCGACGUGCCACACGGGCCCCACCACACGCAGCCGUUGAUGCCGUGGUUGGAGAAAAUGCACCUGAUUAUUGAGGAGCGCACCACCUGGUCUGCCCUUGCUGAUCAUCGGCUGCUGGCGUGGCCACCUCUUGUCCAGCUCGGCACCAUUUUAUUUUUUUCAGUUCCUCUUGUUCGACUAGUCUAUCUAUUUUUAAGAUUAGGCUAAUUUUGCAGACAGAGAAUGGCAGCAAAGGUAUCAAAGAAGACGUCCGGGGCGUCGCUGCGAGGCACAGAGAGCCCGUCGAAGCUUCGGCAUC
Molecule: messenger RNA, 2842 nt
Organism: Linderina pennispora
Lineage: Eukaryota; Fungi; Kickxellomycota; Kickxellomycetes; Kickxellales; Kickxellaceae
Product: heat shock protein 70
Exons: 2
Coding region: 161-2584 (807 amino acids)
Biological process (GO): protein folding
Cellular component (GO): cytosol; nucleus
Molecular function (GO): ATP binding; ATP-dependent protein folding chaperone
Source: RefSeq, a predicted model, not a curated record